Drosophila albomicans is the source of this 1596-nucleotide messenger RNA. RefSeq names its product proton-coupled amino acid transporter-like protein CG1139. Bases 122 to 1432 code for a protein of 436 amino acids. The record is from RefSeq and is a predicted model, not a curated record. Gene Ontology annotation, biological process: amino acid transmembrane transport. Gene Ontology annotation, molecular function: amino acid transmembrane transporter activity. Lineage: Eukaryota; Metazoa; Arthropoda; Insecta; Diptera; Drosophilidae. The transcript is spliced from 9 exons. Gene Ontology annotation, cellular component: vacuolar membrane.
UCAUUUUUAUGAAUUAAAAUAUAUUUUGAAAACUGAAUAAAUUUUUUGUUUUAUUUCGAUGCUCCAUUUGAAUUAAAUUCUUUAGUUAUUUUAUCGUUAUUACUCUAAAUUUUAAGUUAUUAUGAAGAAUGAUUCUAAUGAUGAUUAUGAUCCCCACGAGCAUCGCGAUGUUAAGAAACCCACAAACAAUUGGCAAACGAUGGUGCAUUUCUUGAAGGCUUCAGUUGGCACUGGAGUGCUGGCCAUGCCCAAUGCUUUCGCCCAUGCUGGAUAUUUGAAUGGCAGCAUCUCGACUGUGAUCCUUGGCUGCAUAGCUCUAUAUUGUCUCCACAUUUUACUCGGAUCCAUGUAUAUUCUAUGUAAGCGCAAGCGAGUGCCCUACAUCAGCUACUCGGAGUGCAUGGAAAUUGGUUUAAAGGAGGGUCCGCCCAUAUUUCAAUGCUUGAUUCCACUUGCCACCCCGAUAGUGGAUGGAUUUCUGGCCUUCUAUCAUUAUGGCAUCUGUUGCAUUUAUGUGGUGUUUAUGGCGAGCAACAUCAAACAGGUUGUCGACCAUAAUCUCAUCGUGUGGCCAGUUCGGACUCACAUGUGCUUUCUGGUUAUUCCGCUUUUACUCAUCUUUAGCAUCAGGAAUCUCAAGUUACUCGCUCCCUUUUGUGCGGCUGCCAAUAUUCUGCUCCUUUUCGGUCUAUCCAUUGUAAUGUAUUAUAUUUGCACUGAGUUGCCUCCUUUAAGUGAACGAGAAAUGCUUGUGGAUAUCAGACAGAUGCCCGUCUUUUUCGGUACUGUUCUCUUUGCUUUAGAAGCUGUGGGCGUGAUCUUAGCUAUUGAAGAGAAUAUGGCCACACCAAAGUCCUAUGUUACCCCGUGUGGCAUCAUGAACUGGGGCAUGGCCAUUGUGCUGACUUUGUAUGCAACAAUCGGAUUCUUUGGCUAUUGGAGGUACGGUAAUGAGGUAUUGGGCAGCGUUACACUCAACAUACCGCAAACAGAUAUCUUGCCGCAGUGUGUGAAGAUAUUAUUUGCAGUCACAACAUAUAUUUCAUAUGCAUUGCAGGGUUAUGUUGCGGCCAACAUUAUUUGGAACAAGUAUUUGAUUAAACAUUUCCCAGAUGAAUCCAAGCAUACGAGAUACGAACUCAUUAUGCGCGCAGUAAUUGUGAUUCUGACCUUUCUUGCUGCGGUUGCCAUACCGGAUCUUGGACUCUUCUUGUCGCUGGUCGGGGCAUUAUGUCUCUCUAUAUUGGGACUUAUGUGCCCGGCUUUGCUGCAAAUCUGUAUUCAAUACGAACAGGGUUACGGGCGUCUAAAGUAUAAGCUGGUGAUUAACAUAUUGCUAUUUAUGUUCGGCGCUUUCGGCGGUUUUGUGGGUACUUUUGUCAGUGUCGAAGAGAUUAUUGAUACAUAUGCCUGCAAUAAGGCAGAGAUAUGAGUAUUUUUAGACAAUUGGAUAUAUAUUUUUUAAAUUUAUAGAUUAUGCAAUGCAAUGUAUUCAUAAAUGAAAGCAACGAGUUCGAGUAGGUAGGAAUUGAAUGUAGAGACAAAGUACAAAAUUUCCUUUAUAAUUUCACAUCGACAUUCUGAUAUACAAUAAAA